UCUUCAUUAUUAAACACUUUCUACAGACUGUUAAGUGUCGCAAGAAAAUGUGAGCUGCUCAAGGAGCGAAGUUUAGCAAUAUCACAUUCAUUGAAAUUUACUGAUUUGGAAGCGAAUAAGCCAAGAAAAAUUGUUUUUUCGGAUUGCGAUGAUGGUGGCGUUUCGAUUGUAAAUCGACAUAUUGGGAAAAGAGGUGCUAAACUGACUGAAAUGGAAAUGAAAUUUGGUAACGAUAGGCGAUUCAAGCUUGAUGAUCGUUUUUUCGAAAAUUUUGAUGAUGAAGCUAUCGACAAUAACGAAACGGAAAAUGAGAGAAUAAAAGAAUUAACUAUUUUAUCAAAGGUUUUGGGCACUAACGUUUUUGACUUCGGAUUGAAUAAAGCGGUCAAAAUUCGUUCAAAAGAAAUUGUUCCUUUCAGUAGGUUUGAUCCUGAUGAUGCGCAGCAUUCUUCUUGGAUUCAUUCACGAAUGGGAAAAGUCCCAAAUGAGGAAGUGAUUUUUUAG
Messenger RNA from Dracunculus medinensis (Guinea worm), 504 nucleotides. The record is from the annotation of a GenBank genome assembly. NCBI's taxonomy places the organism in Eukaryota, Metazoa, Nematoda, Chromadorea, Rhabditida, Dracunculidae.